GUGAUUAAUGUGUAAAUUGAAAUAUUAUGUACAACAUGUGUUUAUACAGUAAUUAAUCUUCCAUUGAUGGCAUUCUCUCUCUGUUGGGAUUAAUUGAAAUAUUUACAUAUUAGUAGGAACGCACAAUUUGGUGCAGUUUUUUCCCUUCAAUUUCAUUUUGGAUUAAAGUGUUUCGAGUGAAAUGAUGAUAUAAUUGGAAAAUUCAUGGUGAUUGUGGUGGGAAUGUGAGGAAUUUUUAACGAUGGAAAGUGCGCGGUGAAAGAGUGAAUUGGCGGCCAGAUUGCAGUCUCAAGUGCACACCUCCUGGCGCUGUGCUGAAGGAUCCACGGAGUUAAUUAGGCAAAAAAGGAGGAAAAAAAAUGGUGGAUAUCAGUUCGAUAAUCGAGGGAACGGUGAAGUUCCGCGAUGGCAAGAAGUGGAAGUCACGAUGGUGUGUCAUGCGGAAACUGUCCCCAGUAGCAGAUUGCCUCCACCUUCAGUUGUAUCGAGACUCGAAGGAUCGAUACAAGCACGGCCAGACGAAGGCUUCUCUGUCACUGCAGCACUUUCUGGGCGUCGAGUCUGGAUUUACAUUGGACAAGGAGUCCAACACAAUUGCCAUUAUUUGUCAAGAUGUUAUCGUUGUGUUGGCUUUUGAUACGAGAGAACGCUUAAUUCAGUGGCAGGUGAAAAUCUCUACAAAUCUCGGAGACGACAUUCAGUACUUGAUCCUGGUGUCGACGGCACCGCCCAAGGCGAAGGUGUCGACAGGACCGGCGAGGAUGCACGUGCAAGACCAUCGAUUUUGUCUCACAACUGGCGUCCCGCCGAGAUUGGCCGGACUCUGGGAAAUUGGCCAUUUAAGGCGCUACGGGGUCGUGGACAACCGCUUCUGCUUCGAGGGUGGGUCACAGUGUGGCAAAGGCGAAGGACUGUACAUACUGGUGACGGAUCAGGGGGAUGAAAUCACCCACACCCUCAAAGUCGCCUCUCAAGGCAAGCUGGCAACCAGAAGACGUCCUGUCGCCCGAAAGCUCUCAGCCCUCGAUAGUCCGCGGAAGCUCUCACCCAGACCCGUCGAGGACGGCGUGAGUCUGUCCGCGAAUCAUCACUUUCACGCCGACGAGGGCAAUUGCAUGUGCAGCAGCCGAACGUCCUUCUGGCCAUCGCAAGAGUCGCGUGAUCUGGACAGCAACUACGGCUGCGGAGACACAGUGUCCGUGUCCGAGGCGCACGAUGGCCUGGGCGACGGGGAGAUGUUUCGCGGACGAGCAACCAUGUCGCAGAUCGAGAGGUGCAUGAGCUGCAUCUCGAAACUGGGCGCUCCGUCGAUGUCUCGAAGCUCCACCGCGGCGGGAACGCCCGGACUUGCCCCGGCGCCCGCUUGGACCAUUCCUGAGUAUCACACCCCAACAGCGCCCGCCAAGGGUCACGACCGGAUGUCCCUGUGCUCAUCGCACACGGGCAGCAGUAGCAACUCUGAGUACUCAGUGCCCAGGAGCUCAGUGGGUGGUCAGGAGGGGUGCUGGGGUGAUAAGGCCUCGCCGUGCGCUCAGUGCGGACCGCCCAGGCCGCCGAAACCCAAGUCCCUGCAGAAACCACCCAUGCCGCUGCCUCUGUCUUCCCCAGCCGGUGCCCACGCGGGUCCCUAUGAGAACUACGACGUGCCCCGCACUCCGAUCGCCCUAGACUCCGACAACUACGACACACCCAAGAAGAUCCACGAGUACCUCUCCGCGGACGUGAAUAGCAAUCCCAGCUCUGCUUCCUACGCCAACUACGACAUCCCCUCCACGAUGGGGAAGAUGUGCGGCUGCCUUGGGCAGUCAGACGGAUCCAAGCCCGGAGACUCAACUGUCGCGCGAACUGACUGCACUUGCACGAGAGUGAUGUCCUGGGCAGACAACUGGAUCUCCCUGCCCUACUGUCGGCGCGGGAACACCAUCGAAAACACCGGAAUACCGAUCAGCCGAGUGAAGCUCAGUGGAGAAGGCAAAAUGCCCGUGAUGCAGCCCAGCGGAGAGCUUGCCAUCUAUGCAACAGUGGACAUGGCAAAGAAGAUGAGUCGACGCAUCGUGGAGAAGUGUGAGUGCAUUCCCGAUGACGCCUCAGAGUCUGGAUCAUCGAACUACAUCAAUCUCGAUCCGGCGAAGGAGGUGGGAUAUCAGCCCACGGAUGGCAACUACACCAACAUGGACUUUGCGCAGUCCCUGGAGCACUAUGAGAACUCCAAGAAUGUCCUGGAGCGGGCAGGGCUGUGCAAUGAGACUGAAUCAAGUGAGACUGUGGUCCCGAAAGUGUGUCACAAGUGUGGUCAUGCGACGGGAAAGGUGGUGGGUGAUCAGGGAGCGAAAACACCCAGCCAAGAAGUCAAGACACCGCAGGAUGGGAAGAAUGAGAACUAUGUGAUGAUGGAGCCGAGGAAGGAUCAAAGAGAAUUCCCGGGAUACUUGCCAAUGUCACCAGCAGCUCCGCAGGCAAUCACAACUCCACCAAUUCCGACCAAGAGCGACCUGAUCAAGCAGAGAAUGAAUCGAAUCAUCGGCGAGAAGUCCGCCAGCAAUCCGAGUCUCAACGGACCGUCAGUUGACAGGACUAAGAAGCGAUCGGAGGAUGACACUAGAGUUCCGGGAAGUGCUAUGAUGAGAACAGCCGUGAGUCCCUACACCAGGAAGCAACUGAUGGACAACAGUGAUCUCAUUCCGGGCAACAUUGACAAGCGUCUCGUGGCGCGAAAACGAUCCUCCUCGGCGGAUUCAUCGAGAUUCCUGGAAGAGGUUGAGGAGUUCGACAGCACGGAGACCCUGAGGAAGUCCUCACUGACGCAGCUGGAGGGUCGUCGAUCGUCAUCGCCGUGCAUCCACCAGGAAUCCGAACAAUGCGAAGACACUGCGUGCUGUGUGAAAGCCUCCACGAGCACCAGCUCAGCGGGCACCGAAAAGGCCGCCAUUGCGGAGCCCGAGGAUGAUAUUUCGGGCUCAACGACGCAGAGUCAGAACUCUCAAUCUGUCUACAUUCGACGAUCUGAGAGUGUGCCGUGCAAGGCGCAGAAUCGCGACUCCUCGAGCUCAAAUGACUCGGGCGUCUCCACGGGAUCGCUGCGACAGCGCACCGGUGACUUUGUCGACUUUGAGCUGCCACUGACCACCGCCAUGUCCGCCCGCCGCCACCAAAAACAUAUCCUGCCGGCCACCAGCUGCGUUCACGCCUCCCUGCCGCGGCGCUCCAAGUCCUUCGAUCCGCUGCGCGAGCUCACCUUCCAGUUCCAGAAGAUCAAGAUCCCGGAGAAGAGCACCUCGGCAGAGGCCGAGAUACCCAUCUGUCCGCCCAAAGUGAAGGGAUUCGCCAGUCCCGGCGAGGUUGUCUCCACUGGUCCGCCCUACAUUGACUCCAGGAGCACCAGCAGCGGCACGUCCGAUAUGUCGGACUACAUCGAGACACUGUCACUGUCCAGUCACAGUUCAUCAGACACUCCGGAGGGAAUGAGAUUAAUUCGUCCACCAACGUCGACGUUGCGUCCAAGAUCUGGCAAGGAGUACCAGAACAUAGACAGAUCAAUCCUCUGUCUCACCCAGCAGGGCAUCAAUGCCCCUGGUGAUCCGACAAAGAUGACCGCUUCGCAAUUCCGCAGCCUUCUGCCGGGCUCCGUCAACUAUGCCAACAUCACUCCCGUUCCCGAGAAUGCAGAGUCGCCGAGUCCGGGCUAUCAGAGUGGCAGCUCGCCGCAGGAGAACCAGACUGAGCACUUCAUGUUCAAGGUGAGUCCUACGGCUGCCGUGGAGGUGAAUGGAAGUGAGGCGGAGAACAAAGAGGACGUUACAAUUUAAGUCGUUGUGUAUAAGUGUUCAUGUGCAGGGAAUUUUGUGUGCGGGCAAUCAGAAAAAAUGGGGAUUAUCUUAAGGUUAUUACACAUAUUUUAGAUGGAAUUCCUCUCUCCUGACACGACGCCCUUCUUUCUUUCGACCCCUUCCAAAAAAGAAACCUUCAAUAAUCAUCUUUGAGACUAUAUAGUGGACAAAAGGAGAAAUGCAGGGAGGGCAAUUGAAGAGCUAAAGAGAGAGAAAAAGACAUGAAAUGAAAUGGUACAAGUGAGUGUAACAAUUCAAACCAAUUCUCAGAACAACGACGUCUCCAGAAUUUCACUAAUUGGUUUCCUAAGCAUUUACAAGAUUAGAGUGAGAGAUUAAGGAGUUGAGUGCGCGAAGGAACAUUUAGAUGUUAAGUUCCUCUUCUCUUAACAUUUCUUAACUUUAUAAGCAAAAUUAUAUGCGAAAUCAUAUAAAUUUAUCUGGUGUGCGAAAGAAAGUCGCGAGGGUGGAAUUUUUUUUUUAAAUAAUUUGUCCCAAAUAGAUAGAAUUUGGUUGGAGAGGAGUUAAUUAUUGACAUAAGAAUUGUUGUAAAUAUGAACGCCAAAAAAAGUAUAAAGUAAAAAAAAUUUCUCAAUAUCACUAAAAA
Phlebotomus argentipes is the source of this 4434-nucleotide messenger RNA. RefSeq lists its product as uncharacterized. NCBI's taxonomy places the organism in Eukaryota, Metazoa, Arthropoda, Insecta, Diptera, Psychodidae. Gene Ontology annotation, molecular function: protein kinase binding. Gene Ontology annotation, biological process: neuromuscular junction development; positive regulation of protein tyrosine kinase activity. The record is from RefSeq and is a predicted model, not a curated record. Bases 360 to 3806 code for a protein of 1148 amino acids. The transcript has 7 exons.